AUGAGCAAAAAGUUCAAGUCGCAGGCCUCCAGCAGUCGCGCUGCUGCUAGCGCCUUUGGAUCUUUUGGUGGGUUCUCCAGUGCUUUUAGUAGUAAUGGCCGGGAGCCGUCUGCUCUCACAUACAUCGCGGAACCACCGGAUCUCUCUCGCAUCUCAGACCAGCAUUUGGCUCUUGAAGAGCUCAAGGAGCAUAUUGCUUCUGUGGAAAAGAACCGCGGAACUCUGGAUGAUGGCUUUCUAGAGGCAUGGGUUAAAAUCUAUCCUCGAGCUUCAAUUGACCUGUCUCGACGGGUCAGACAAUUAGCUCAUCUCAUACAAGGCUCAAUUGCUAGUCUUGUCGGUAAGCGAAUCGCGCCUUAUCUACCGAAAGUUGUUGGAGCGUGGAUCGCAGGACUCUACGACAAUGAUCGACCAGUUCAUCGCUCCGCGUUGGAUUCCUUCACUAAAGCUUUCUCAACCGAGGACAAGAGAAGCAAUUUGUGGAAGGUGUUCCAAAGCUCCCUUUUGGAUUUUGUGGACGAUGUCCUUCUUCACCAGACGGUCUUGACACUGAGUGAUGAACGAACCGUGAAACGAGAUGAUGCCGAGGCAAAAUAUGCACGCGUCGUGGGAGCUGCGCUCAUGCUCUUCAAUCGCAUCUUAGCUAAUUCCGCAGAUGAGGAGUUACAGAAAAAUCUUGCCGAAAUAGAAAACCUCCUGGCUAGCAAGUCUGUAUGGGCUUUUUGCAGCCAUGAGGAUCCCUUUGUCCGCCGAUCUGCGUAUAUUCUGCUGCGAUCAGCUUUGUCCCGAGAGCCCGCUUGGCUGGACUGGAAGGUUGCUAGUUCUGCAGUCAUAGGGAAAUCACUCUCCAUUUCCCAGUUGGGCUCGGCCUCUGAACUGUCUGAGACUCUGCUGCUUUUGACUAAGUCGAGACCCUCCAAGCCCUCCAGGAAGGUCUUAACUCUUAGGGAGGAGCCUCGUCAAAAUCUCACUGUUGGAUGGAAAUCUUACAUUGAGAUUGGGACAUGGCUUGUAUCUCUUGUGCCCCCCGAGCAAAGAGCAGAGCUUAUCCAGAUGAGGCUUUCUCCAAUAGUCGUGCAGUACGUGCGACCUGAGUCUGAUCAUAUCCAGUGGUCACUCCCUCUCCAAUCAGGCGAAAGUAUCAGUGCUGAUUAUCUUGCCCUUUUAUCCUCCCACGAGCACACCGAGGAUUUACGAGCCAUGUGGAUGAAGCUUUCGGAUGAGCUCCUCGAAGCGGUAAAGUUGUCAUCACCAGAACAAUCUAAGGACUUCCAAUCAUCUCAGGACGCGAUCUGCGCGCAAUCAAAGCGUUUCUUUGCUUUGGAACCUGCCCUCCUCGCACGGGUCGCAGAAACACAGAACGAGGCACAGGUGCAGGCGAUCUUCAAAACGUCGAACUUUUCUCUUCUGGAGGGUUGCUUGCAAGUCCUACGUUCGCGCAAUGGCAAACCCUACGGCGCUGCUGGAGUCGUACAGGAAUGCGUUCGCAGCAUGCCCUCUGUUGCCCAAAGGUCUGAGGAGCUUGCUAAGUUUGUUGAAAAGGAUGCCCCGGAACUCCUGUUUUCGCCCUCGGCAGACCGCCUCAUUGCAAUUAUGUUGGCAUGCCGGGAGUGGGAUGGGUUCGCUGCCAGCUUUGAAAACGUCGUCGAGCGGGCUAUGGAGCUGGAGCCAGAACAAUCAAAUACCGAUGUCCUCCAAAGUCUGCUCUCUGCACUCAACUUCAAUGAGAUUGGGGGUAAAGCCAAACUUACGUCUGUUGUCAUGCGGGCUUUGAAUGAGGCUUGUAAGGGCAGUCAAGCCCACUGGCCGAUUAUCACUGCCGUUCUUCAAAAUCAGACCUCUCGAGGUGAAUUGAUGGAUGGUAUCUUCCUAUCGAUCAUUGAUUCGCUGUCCCUGGAUGAAACAGUUUUCAAUGCUUUGGAUGGACUUUCUCGCCUCGGAAAUGCUGUACCUAUGGCCGUGCGUGAAUUCCAAAGUGGUACACACGGCGCUAAAUUGACUGGGAAACUGUUAUUCCUCACCGAGUCUCCCUCUGAGGAGGUGGCCCACAUGGCCGAGUCAAUUAUGAAGACAUUCAAGGAGACUUUUGUUGGCGAUACCAGCAACAAGUCAAAGAUUGAGAUACUCCAUCAUGGGCUUACUGACGCAAACGAAGAGUCUUUGUCGAUCGAGUCUCUGAUCGCCAUUGCGGAGGAGCUGCUCCAGGGCCUUGAGUCCGACGGGGCUGCCUAUAAUUUGAAGGAUAUCUUGCCAUCUCAUCGCUCAUGGGAGGAUGUGUUAGGACCUUUCCUUCAAUUGCCACCCCGGCCGUCGACAGCCAUCACAAGCCCGCUGGGCGGUGCAGUUAGUUUGGUUCAACGCGAUCUCUCUGAUUCAUUCAAGGCCAUGUUGCUUGCAAUUCCCCGAGACUCGGCACGUUGCUCAGCUGCAUUCCGUCUGGCAAGUUUUACGAUUAGAAUUAUGUCCUCCAAUGUUACCAAGAGACUGGACCAGGAGAGCCAUGAGACACUAUUCUACUUCGUCCCCCUGGCCGUUCAACUGAUCGAUGAUGACCUCAGUAUUGAGAACUGCAAUGGAAUAACAGGCCUAGAGCUAGCAGAGCAACGCGAGGAAUACCUGGAGAUUGUCUUCAAGGGACGACAGUUAGUUAGUGACUGGAUUCGCUCAAAGGAGUCAGUGGCUUCUUCAGACUUGACUAUUUCUUCUCUUCUGGCAUCCUUCUGGGAAACCAAGCUGGAGGCACUCAACAUGACUGCCGCCAUUGAUUAUAGGAUCGGCGAGGCAUUUGUCAAGAUCAUGGCUUCCGCAGAUUCAUUGGACACGUCCAAGUCUGCUGAUGACGUUGCCAGAAUUUGCAGAGAGGCACGUACUGCCAACAGCAUCCGGUCGGCCUCGUGGUUUGCUAUCCUCCGAAGCUCGAUACUUUCCAACCCCGUUGGAAACCGGAUCUGCAAUGAGCUGAUUGCGGAUUCGAUUGGGCUCAAGCCACAAGAUACUUCCUCGAGUGGUUUACGAAAGCUUGUACUCCUCAAUAUUCUGCUGUCUGGGGAAGAAGAUGUCAUCUCGACCAUUCCAGCGCAGCGAGUGGUUUUCCUGGUCAAACAUCUGCUGGAAUGCCUUCAUUCUAGUAUCGAGCUCUUCGGACUGAAGGCCGAAAUUAUCAAAACUCUGUCUUUCGUUAUCCCUGGUAUCGCCGAGCUCUAUGGAUCCCAUUGGGUAGAUAGCAUGGAGGUUUUGAGCGCGAUCUUGGAAGAGACGAACGGGAGCGAGAAUGGCCUUCCCUUACUCGUAUCCUCUUUCAGACUCUUCGCUCGUCUGAAGUCCAUGGCCGAGGGCAAAGAUAGUAACGAUGAUCUCCAGGAAGCUUGGUCUGAGCGAAAGACUGGGUUGUUCAACAAGCUGGCUUCCACCAUUGGAAAGUUUGACUCAUCUACCACAUUCCACCAACCUCGGGAUGUCGCUGUUGAUAUUUUGCAACGCCUGAUCAAUGUUAUUCCUAUCGGGAAACUUGAGGAAGUCAGCGGAGUAUUUGGACUCUUGACGGCGCACAGUCGCGCCGUCCAACGCACAGCAUACACUCUCCUGCAUCGUUAUGUCCCUCAGAUUCAAGAACAGGUAUCCUUUGACGUGGCCCUAUCUAAGACCUCAGUCAGUCUGCCUGAUGAACUUGUGUCUCUCUUACUCGAGACACCAACAAUGAAGGGAGUAUCAAUGUCAUGGGGAGAUGAUAAGAUGUGGACUAGUAUGAGAUCUUAUCUCUUGAGCUGGAAGAUAGUUUUUGAUCACUUCUCCAAUGCGUCCCUACCCGUCCAAGAAUACUACACCGCUAGUAUCAAGGAGAACGACAUCCUAGUCCCGCUUCUGGAGUUUACUUUUGACUUCCUUCAAAAAUCGCAUGGGAGGAUCGCAGAUGCAUCUAAGUUUAAUGUGCUAUCCUUUGAGCCUGAUCAGUCUGAAUCAGCGGAAAAGGAAACCGAAUGGCUUCUGAUCCAUUUGUACUACCUUUGCUUGAGACAUUUGGCCAACAUGACCAAGAACUGGUGGAUCGACACCAAAAAACGGAUCAAGGGACCAGUCGAAGCCUGGACCGAGAAAUACAUCUCGCCCCUUGUGAUCGGCGACUCUCUUCACGGUGUCACCGAGUGGGUUUCCACCCAAGAUCCUGACGAGGAACGGGCUUUGAGCGUUAGAAUUGCGCCCAAGACAGCAGAAAUCAUCGCCAGCAUCCCCGUAGAUGAGGAAUCACCGCCAGUUUCCAUUUCGAUCUCGCUCCCACCAGCAUACCCGCUUCACUCUGCCAUUGUCGUCGGCCGCAGUCGAGUGCUUGUAGAUGAGAAGAAGUGGAAGAGCUGGCUACUCACCAUUCAGGGCGUCAUCAUGUUUGCCAACGGCAACCUGGUUGAUGGUCUGCUAGCAUUCCGUCGUAACGUCCAGGGUGCCUUGAAGGGACAAAGCGAAUGUGCUAUCUGUUACUCGGUCAUCUCGACGGAUAUGCAGACACCGAACAAGCGCUGCGCGACGUGCAAGAACACCUUCCACUCGGUGUUAGAUAUCUUUGCGUGGAAAAAUGAACUUGGGCGUGACGCCAUUCCGCCGCGGGGCUUCCCCACUAAACUCCAAGCUUCCUCCCAUGUCACGUCCGUCAUGGCUGCGCCUAGAAUUCCCAAUCUGAACACGCUCCGUCGAGGACGUGGUCGAGGUCGCGGAAUAGACCGCACUGAAAUUGGUCAUGGCCACCCGACUAGCAAGGAUCGCAUUGUGCAGGGCACCGACAAUGACGCCAGCGUCUCCCGAAUGAGCGCGGUUGAGCUGGGAUAUCUCGACGACCCACUCUUCUCCAACCGCCAGCCCUCGGACAUAAUCUACCAUGAGCUAGACUUUGCCGUCAACACGACCACGAAGAUUCGUGCGAUCCGAUCAACACCUUCUCUACAGCAAGCACUUAGGCUUGAUGCCUCUCCAGAUCGCGUGACAGUAUCCGAAAUGGGCGACGAGCUACACUCCCCUUCGUACCACAUCCACCCUGUGGACUUGCGAUCGCUGUCGGCGGGCAGCUCCCUUUCAGAAACGCUUCCGGGCGUGGAUACAACACUGCCAACUCUGUUGAUCUCAGAGUGCUGUCUGAUCUAUCUCUCCCCAACCGAAGCUGCACAGGUGGUCUCAUUUUUCACCGAGCAUCUUUUCGGGCCCAUGAAUAAACCAGCCGGCGCUGAAGAGGACGCGCUACCAAAUUCGCAGACUCCUCUUGGCUUGAUCCUAUAUGAACCAAUUCGCCCAGACGACGCGUUCGGUCGCACUAUGGUCUCUAAUCUUGCGACACGAGGUAUUCAACUCCAGACUCUCCAUAGAUACGCCUCAUUGGAAGCGCAGCGAGCACGACUACGCGAACAUGGGCUCGAUAGUGGCCAGGCGGUCGCUGACAUAGAUUUUAUUUGGGAACGCUGGGUCAGCGAAGAGGAGAAAGAGCGUGUUGCCAGUCUUGAAAUGCUAGAUGAGAUGGAAGAAUGGCGCUUACUUGCACGGCAUUAUUGCAUUGCUUGGGGAUGGCGGAACGGAAAUGAUGCCACGGCCUUUGGUGGGUGGACAACUAUUGAAGCCCAACCAGGUCAUUGA
This is a messenger RNA of Penicillium maclennaniae, 5613 nucleotides long. Its product is annotated as ubiquitin-protein ligase RKR1. Lineage: Eukaryota; Fungi; Ascomycota; Eurotiomycetes; Eurotiales; Aspergillaceae. The record is from RefSeq and is a predicted model, not a curated record. Gene Ontology annotation, cellular component: RQC complex; cytosol. Bases 1 to 5613 code for a protein of 1870 amino acids. Gene Ontology annotation, biological process: rescue of stalled cytosolic ribosome; ribosome-associated ubiquitin-dependent protein catabolic process; methylation. Gene Ontology annotation, molecular function: methyltransferase activity; ribosomal large subunit binding; ubiquitin protein ligase activity. The transcript is spliced from 12 exons.